Molecule: messenger RNA, 3976 nt
Organism: Capsella rubella
Lineage: Eukaryota; Viridiplantae; Streptophyta; Magnoliopsida; Brassicales; Brassicaceae
Product: protein PRD1
Exons: 9
Coding region: 9-3935 (1308 amino acids)
Biological process (GO): meiotic DNA double-strand break formation
Source: RefSeq, a predicted model, not a curated record
CUCUCUCAAUGUUCUUCCUAGACUCACAGGAGCAAUACUCCUCCGAUCAUCUCCUCCAUGAAUCUAUGGCGGAUCCUAACCAUCAAUCUCCGUCGCCGCCCUGCGCCAACGGCCACCGAUCCACAAUUUCUCUGCGCACAGACCAAGGCGGAUCGUUCUGUUUCCUUUGCUUCUCCAAUCUCGUCUCCGACCAACGCGUUCCCACCGUACACAUCUCCUACGCGCUCCACCAGCUCUCAAUCGCUCUCUCUGAACCUAUCUUCCUCCGAACCCUACUCACCUCUCAUAUCCACUUUCUCGUAUCGCCUCUCGUCCACGCUCUCUCUUCGAUUGAUGAUGCUCCAAUCGCUAUCCAGAUCAUGGAUACCAUCUCGGUUCUCUGUUCCGCUGUGGAAUCUUCAAUCGGUGAGGAUUUUGUGGAGAGAAUCUCCGAUCAGCUCUCUUCUGGUGCUUUGGGUUGGAGCCGAAGACAGCUUCAUAUGCUUCACUGCUUUGGUGUUCUGAUGAGCUGUGAGAACAUAGACGUAAAUUCCCAUAUCAGAGAUAAAGAAGCUCUUGUAUGCCAACUUGUUGAAGGUCUUCAAUUACCGAGUGAGGAGAUCCGUGGUGAAAUCCUUUUUGCUCUGUACAAGUUUUCUGCUCUACAAUUCACAGAACAAAAUGUUGAUGGAAUUGAGAUUCUUUCUUCAUUGUGUCCUAAGCUCUUAUGCCUAUCUUUGGAAGCUCUUGCAAAGACACAGAGAGAUGAUGUUCGCUUGAAUUGUGUAGCCCUUUUGACCAUCUUGGCCCAGCAAGGUCUUUUAGCAAAUUCACGUACAAAUAAUUUCAGCAGCAUGAGCUUGGAUGGAAUGGAUGAUGACCCUAUGCAGACAACUGAGACUGUAGUCGCCAGGCCUUGUUUAAAUGUAUUAUUUGCCGAGGCCAUCAAAGGUCCACUGCUUUCCACUGAUAGCGAGGUGCAAAUAAGAACCCUUGAUCUUAUCUUCCAUUAUUUAUCCCAAGAGAGUACACCAAGCAGACAGAUUCAAGUUCUCGUAGAGGAAAAUGUUGCAGAUUAUAUAUUUGAGAUACUGCGCUUAUCAGAAUGGAAAGAUCAGGUCAUCAACUCAUGCCUCAGAGUCCUUGAUCUAUUUUCCCUAGCUGAGCAUUCUUUUCGGAAGAGACUUGUUAUUGGAUUUCCUUCAGUCAUCCAAGUGCUUCACUAUGUAGGCGAAGUUCCUUGCCAUCCUUUUCAAAUUCAGACACUGAAGCUUAUUUCAAGCUGUAUUUCUGAUUUCCCUGGGAUUGCUUCUAGUUCUCAAGUUCAGGAAAUUGCUCUGGUUCUAAAAAGAAUGCUUGAAAGAUAUUAUUCGCAGGAGAUAGGAUUAUUUACAGAUGCAUUUGCGAUUAUCUGCUCAGUUUUUGUUUCCCUAUUGAAAACUCCAUCUUUUGCUGAGACUCCAGAUGUGUUAACAUCAUUGCAAGAAUCCUUGAGACAUGCCAUUUUGGCCUCUCUUAGUCUCCCUGAGAAAGAUUCAACCCAGAUAUUGCAUGCAGUGUACUUACUCAAUGAAGUAUAUGCAUAUUGUACUGCACCAACAUCCAUGAACAAGACCAGCUGUAUUGAGUUAAGACACUCUGUUAUAGACGUGUGUGCAUCACAUCUAUUGCCAUGGUUUCUCGCUGAUGUCAACGAGGUCAGUGAGGAAGCAACUCUUGGCAUAAUGGAAACUUUCCAUUCUAUUCUGCUACAAAAUUCAGAUAUUCAGGCCAAGGAGUUUGCAGAAAUGCUUGUUUCAGCAGAUUGGUUCAGUUUUUCAUUUGGAUGCUUAGGAAACUUUUCUACGGCUAAGAUAAAACAGAGGGUAUAUUUGAUGCUCAGUUCCCUUGUUGAUGUUCUUCUUGAACAGAAAGCAGGGUCACAUAUCAGAGAUGCUAUUCCUUGUCUUCCUACUGAUCCACAAGAUUUGCUGUUUUUGCUCGGGCAAGAUAGUUCCAAUAAUCAAGAAUUGGCUUCUUGCCAGUCCGCAGCUCUGCUGAUUUUCCAUACCAGUUGGAUAUACAACGACAGGCUUGCAGAUGAUAAGCUGGUUUUAGCUUCUUUGGAGCAAUACAUCCUUUUAAACAAGACAAGUUUAAUAUGUGCCAUCUCUGAUUCUCCAGCUAUGCUCCACCACCUAGUGAAUCUGUAUGGUCUUUGCAGAAGUCUUCAAAACGAGAGAUACCAGAUAUCCUACAGUCUAGAAGCUGAGAGAAUACUCUUCCAUCUACUAAACGAAUAUGAUUGGGACUUGAGUUUCAGUAAUAUUCAUGUACAAUCUAUGAAGUGGCUUUUUCAACAAGAAAGUAUCAGCAAAAGUUUAACUUACCAAAUCCAAAAGAUCUCUCAGAGCAAUUUAAUUGGAAAUGAAGUUCACAAUGUACAUGGAGAUGGCAGACAGAGAUCACUCACAUAUUGGUUUGCAAAGUUGAUAUCAGAAGGAGAAAACUAUGCUGCAACUCUUUUGGUUAACUUGUUGACACAGCUCGCAGAGAAGGGAGAGCAGGAGACUAAUGUUAUCUCAAUUUUAAAUCUGAUGAUCAAGAUUGUUUCUAUAUUCCCAACUGUCUCCGACAAUUUAAUCAUCAAUGGCAUUGGCAGUGCAAUCCAUAGACUUGUUUGUGGCUUUACUAACUCAUCCUUGGGUUCAUCUUUCACAACACUCCUUCUCCUAAUAUUCAAUAUUUUAGCUUCUGUGCAACCUGGAGUGCUUAUAAAGGAUGAAUCAUUGGAUGCUGUGAUUAUAAAGUUGUUAAACUAUUUGAGGUUGCGAGACACUGCCAUAACACAGAACCAUGAAGGUAUGAUGGUGAUUGGCAUUCUUUCGUUGGUUUUGUACCACUCAUCAGAUGGAGCACUUGUUGAAGCUUCAAGAAGUAUUGUGUUGAAUUCGUAUUUGGUAUCCGCAAUCAACACUGUGGUUGCUGUAGCUUGCUCAAAGGGUCCAGCAUUGACUCAGUAUCAGGAUGAAACGGACAUCGGGAAGGCUUUAGCAUUCACGUUACCACUCUAUUUUUUCUCAUUAAGAAGCUUGCAGAUUGUACUAGCUGGAGCAGUGGACUGGCAAACUUUUUUUGGCCCAUCAAGCAACCUGGAUACACUACCCGUAGUAUGCAUCCAUUGCCAUAAUUUUUGCAGGUUGAUGCAUUUUGGAACACCGCAAAUCAAGCUCAUCGCCUCUUGUUGUCUUUUGGAAUUGUUCACUGGAUUAUCACAGCAGAUUGACAUAAAAAACGAGCAACUACGGUGUUCUUCAGGUUACUUGAAAUCAGUGAAGGCUGUUUUAGGUGGUCUUGUAUUCUGUGAUGACAUAAGAGUAGCGACAAACUCUGCGCUUUGUCUGUCCAUGAUUUUAGGAUGGGAAGACAUGGAAGGAAGAACGGAGAUGCUUAAGACCAGCUCAUGGUACAGGUUUAUUGCGGAAGAAAUGUCAGUUUCCUUAGCCAUGCCUUGUUCAGCAUCAAAUACCUUUGUGAACCACCACAAGCCGGCAGUCUAUGUAACCGUUGCCAUGCUAAGACUCAAGAACAAGCCAGCGUGGUUGAGAACUGUUUUUGAUGAGUCUUGCAUCUCUAGCAUGAUUCAAAAUCUGAAUGGGAUGAAUAUCAGCAGAGAGAUUGUAAUAUUGUUUCGAGAACUUAUGCAGGCUGAGCUAUUAAAUUCCGAGCAAGUGACCAAAUUGAAUCGUUCCUUCCAGGAACUUAGAAAACAAAUGCACAGGAAUGGAACUCAAGAUGAGACCGUUGAAGAACAAGAGCAACAAACAAUUUCCUCAAUACAUGAUAAUGGUGAAGUCCGCAACUAUCUUGUUCAGUUGAUGGUAUCCAACUCAUUUGGACGCACAAGUGGAAGUGAAACAUACACCGAGAAGAAGAAACAGGUUAUCGAAGAAAUGGAAAACUUCUCCAAGCUAUAAUCAACAAGGGGGAAUGGUGUAAAUGUAACUAACACAACACC